Messenger RNA from Poecilia latipinna (sailfin molly), 3908 nucleotides. It is a transcript of the gene lix1l, whose product is annotated as limb and CNS expressed 1 like. Lineage: Eukaryota; Metazoa; Chordata; Actinopteri; Cyprinodontiformes; Poeciliidae. The transcript has 6 exons. Bases 336 to 1409 code for a protein of 357 amino acids. Gene Ontology annotation, biological process: autophagosome maturation. Gene Ontology annotation, cellular component: cytoplasm. The record is from RefSeq and is a predicted model, not a curated record.
ACGUUUGGGGAAUGAAGAAAAAAGGUCUGGUUUCUAACAUGGAACAAAACAGAACAAAGUUACAGUCAUCUAAAUGAGGAAUGCAGAAAGUCGGAGGGGUCCAUGAACGCACCGUUGAGUGACACUCCAGCAGCCUAAUCCAGAGAGUGAGGAUGCGGAGCGGCGCUCUGGGUCGAUUCAGCGACCUUUAACUUCUAAUUUCAGGGCAGACUGGAGAAACCCCGCCGAACUUUGUCCCUGAACGCUCCGAGUCCCACAUUUUCAGUGCCAGCUGUGGGUUUCAUCGGCACCGUCUUCCUCCCGAACCGGACUUUAGUAGACGUUACGUGGGGACAAUGGAAUCCAACAUUAUCCCGGACAGUAUCCGCCCUCAGAGGCUGCAGCCGGGGAUUGGCUUCGGAUCGGGACCGACGGGGACCCUCCGCUCCUCCUCUCUCCGACCCGGAGUCACGGUCCCGGUCGCGCCGCUACUCCCCUCCCCGGCCUCGCUGUCCGCUUCGUCCGGGCCUCCUCCUCCUCCGCCGCCGCUGCAGCUCCACAGCCUGUACGGAGGAGUGGGAGCGGGGCUGGGGCCGGGGGCCGGCGGCCACUGCAACCCGGGGAACCCGGCGGUGCUGAAGGAGGCGGUGGAGGCGGUGGUCCGCAGCUUCGCCAAACACACGCAGGGCUACGGCAGAGUGAACGUGGUGGAAGCUCUGCAGGAGUUCUGGCAAAUGAAGCUGACCAGGGGGGCCGACUUGAGGAACGGAGCUCUGGUCGUUUACGAAAUGGUCCCGUCAAACAGCCCGCCGUACGUCUGCUACGUCAGCCUUCCGGGCGGCAGCUGCUUCGGGAGCUUCCAGUUCUGUCCAACCAAGGCGGAGGCGAGGCGCAGCGCCGCCAAGAUCGCCCUCAUGAACUCGGUCUUUAACGAGCACCCUUCCCGCCGGAUUACAGACGACUUUAUCGAGAAGAGCGUGAAUGAAGCGCUGGCCUCCUUCAACGGGAACCGAGAAGAGGCCGAUAAUCCCAACACUGGGAUCGGGGCGUUCCGCUUCAUGCUGGAGUCCAACAAAGGAAAAUCCAUGCUGGAGUUCCAGGAGCUGAUGACUGUGUUCCAGCUGCUGCACUGGAACGGGAGCCUCAAAGCCAUGAGAGAGCGACAGUGUUCCCGACAGGAGGUGCUGGCUCACUACUCCCACCGGGCCCUGGACGACGACAUGCGCACCCAGAUGGCGGCGGACUGGGUGAACCGGGAGCAGAGCGUGGCGGGAACCAUCGCUCAGGAGCUGGCCUCGACGGAGCGGGAGCUGGAGGACGCCAGGCUGGCGGGCAGAGAACUGCGGUUUUACAAAGAAAAGAAGGACAUCCUGAUGCUGGCUGUGGGUCAGCUCAGCGCCGCCAACGCCGCCACUCUGCCCUCGCACUAAAACGCACCCCCUGCCCCCCCCCUCCCCCCCACCUAGCCACGGCGAAGGAUCCCUGGUAACAGUGUUGAUCACUUUCUAAGAUGUGUUUUGUAACGAGGAUCAGGAAAUCGUGCUUCAGCUCAUGCUUUGUUUAUGAAAGAAAACACUUGUUACUGAACUCGUUGUGCCUAGUAACCGCAGGAUGCUCUUUUUUAUUAUUUGCCUGUAAAACUUGGCGUUGCGUCAGAGUAUGAACAGGGCUUUUUUUUGUUGUUGUUGUCCUUCAUUGUAUGUUGUGUUAUAUUUGUUUCUGGGUUUGGAUUUGAUGCGGGGGGAAUAUUACCAAGGGAUGGGGAGGAUGAAAUGAGAUGCAAAGAGUCACAAGUAUCAGUGGUAUUACCCUGAACCUUCUUUAUGGAUGUUUUUAGUGAAAUAGUGAAAAUGAAUUCAGUUUAGUUGAAUUUGAAAUCCCCUUUUGUCCUUUGGAUUGUCUGUUGGGAAAGAAACUUUUUAUUAAUCUUGUAUUAUUUCAUAAGUUGGAUGUGUUAAAAUUCUGUUUCAGAAAAAAAAGCAAUUUAAAAAAAGUAGCUAUUAUAAAAGUACUAUUGAUCAUGUUUUAUUAUUAUUAUUAUUAUUAUUAUUAUUAUUACAGAAAGGAGCUUAUCUUACUGUCUUUCACACUGAGCAGUGAAAACUUCCACCAAGUUUGAACAUUUUCUCUCGUUUAGAGCACAAACACUGGGAUUGAGUUUGUAAUUAAUGCCCUGUUUCCUAUUGCAAUCUGGAGCAGCCUCUCCCAGUGUGGAAGGAAGUUUGAGUGUUGCAACAGGAAGUUAACAGAUUUAGCAGGCAAUACAUAACUAAUAGUGGUUGCAGUGGUCCUGCCAAGAUUGAGUGACCAUGUUGGCACCAACGACAUGUUUUACACAAAGGCAGGCGAAGGCCAGGCCAAUGGAGAUCGAGAGUUCAGGGUAACUACGUUUUGAGGGGUAAAGGUUCAGGGUGGUAUCAUUCAGACAAGCCUUAAUGAUACAGACUUUUGCAACAUUUCAACCGGCGACACCGAGUCGGGUUUGUAGCAUUUACUCAAGCGAAACCUUGUCAUCGAUCAUUUAAUGUCAGGGUCUUAAAUUACACAUAAACUCCAACAUACAUGACGAUCAGAUCCAGUCAGAGGGUGUUUUCUUCCAUACGUUAUAUGUGAUCUGUAUCACAAAGAAAACCAUGGAGAGGAUCUCCUUGUCAAGGCAGUUUUCUCAAUAACAGUUAAAAUAUAUCUAGCGUUUGAGGAAAAUUUACAAUUACGAUAUGUGGGUACUUUUGACUUUGACUGUUCAGUUUAAAAAAAAAAAAUCACACGGAGAAUUAAGUGUUUGUUGUGUUUUGGUGUUUCUGUAUGUGAACGGUUGCGGCUAUUUUAGAGUUUUUUUGUAUGAUUUGUGACCCUGACACUAGUCGAAUGUAUAUUAUAGCGUGCUAUCAACUUUAUUACCGACAAACCAACUCUGUUACACAAUAAUGGAUCAUUUUACAGCAUGCAUGACUUUGUAAAUGCAGAGUUAAAAGGUCAGCGGUAUAAAGUGAAAAUGGAUUGUUUUACCAUGUUUUGGACACAGAUGAGGAAAGUCAGAAUAUCAACUUGGACCUGAAUAUAUAUUUUUGUUUUUGUGUUUUUGUUGAAAAUACUCAAUGCAGAAUUUAUUUUUUUUUAACCAUUUGAAGCCAACAGAUGAUAAAUGAAGUUGAACUCUUUGUAUACUUUUAUAUUUCUAAGCUAGAAGGAUCAAGACGUUUUAACCAAACUCUCAAAGACUGCAUGCUAACAAGGAAAGUGUUUAAUGGAUAAAUUGCGGCUCCAGUUUAAGAAAAAUGUGGCACAAAAGCAAAUUAAACAGCAGGGAGUCACAUUCUCUGCUCCUGAAGGUUGAAUUCCCAACAGCUGAAACAUGUUGCCUUAAUUUUUUUUUUAGAGAUGGCAAAUUAAAAACAUGAUGGACCAAUUGACUGUCAUUAAAAGGCAGGGGAGUUUUUAUUUUUGUUUGCCUUUACAUUGGGAUUGUUGUUUUUAUAAAAUUGGAAACAUUUAUGUUGGAACUUAUAAAACACUGAAAUGUUUUAGUUAAAUUCAUUACACCAUCCUAAUCCCAGAGACCAGCAAGCAUACUUGACUAAAUGGAAGAAUGUGGUAGGUACUAUUUUACAUACCAAGGCAAAACUGAAAUUAUAAUUUAAAUAUAAUUUCCUUAUUGGAAUUGAAACCUCCCUGUAGUCUUUUUUAUUUUUUUUUGGCCUGACCACUGGUCCUGUUUGCAUUUGUUUCUUUGAAUAUGAACAUUCUUCUGUUGGACUACAAAGGAUCUUUUUCUCAAGUUUUUAAUAGUUAAAAUCAAAUGAACACAUUUACCUCUAUAUGCCAAAUUCCCUUUAUAUGUCACAGUUUCAGUUUUAAUAUAACUCUGUUUAUGUAAGUUUUCAUAUUUGCUUAAACAAUAUAUGUUGUAUGGGUUUUCAGUGAUUUAU